Rangifer tarandus platyrhynchus (Svalbard reindeer) is the source of this 270-nucleotide messenger RNA. The record is from the annotation of a GenBank genome assembly. Lineage: Eukaryota; Metazoa; Chordata; Mammalia; Artiodactyla; Cervidae.
AUGGACGAGGGGGGCCGGAGCGGCGUGGACUGGACUGUGGCAGGGCGCGGGCGAGGCGUGGACCGGCCGCUGGGUGAACGGGCGGUGUGCCGGAUCGGCCGGGAGACGCGUGCCGGGUUCCGGCUGCCCUUUCCCCGGGGCCGGAGGGGGCGUCAAGCGGCCGCGCGCGCCCCUUCCCCCGUGGCGCGGCGGGUCCAGAUACCCACGACGGGUUCGCGGGUUCGCGUUAGCAACUCGCACACCCCCACCCCGCGCGGACCUUUCUUCUGA